Molecule: messenger RNA, 1320 nt
Organism: Capsicum annuum
Lineage: Eukaryota; Viridiplantae; Streptophyta; Magnoliopsida; Solanales; Solanaceae
Exons: 4
Coding region: 216-1100 (294 amino acids)
Molecular function (GO): protein binding
Source: RefSeq, a predicted model, not a curated record
AGAACAAAGACCAACGCUUAAAAUUCUUAUUUGAAAAUUCAGAAUCAAUAAAAUUGAAAUUCCGGCUCAGUCCGUGAACAAGAUCGAAUAGGUAAAUGACAGUACAAUGUGGGGUUGAGAUUUAAAUUUUCAUAUAUAUAUAUAUAUAUAUAUUCUCUCCUCUAUAAAAGGUCAAACUAUAACUCUACUACCUCAAAAAAGUUUAGAAUAAAUUAAUGAUGCUCCUUAGAAGCUCUUCAAGUCCAUUACUAAAACAGUACAAUUAUCCAUGGCUCCCACAAGAACCAAAAUACUUGUCAACAUUAACAUCAUCACCCUCUCAAGAUCAUCAACAUUCAGCACAAAAGAAGAUCAUGUCCAGAGCUUUAUCUGAAACUGAUCUCAAUUGGCCAUCUUCAUCAUCUUCAUCUUCAAGCAACUCAUGUUGCAUGCCCUUGCACAACUUACUACUUCCCAUCACAUUUGAUGAAGAGGACAAAGAAGCUGAGGUAGAAAUUAUGACAAAGGGGUUGAUGUUGCUUCCGAAUUCUGGGUUGGAAACGAUGGAUGGGUGCGAAGACACUAAGGAAGAGAAAAGACACACGAGGGCGGUGGAGCAGCUGGUGGUUGAGGGUGGAGGUAGUGGAGGAGCCGGUAGAGGAAAGAAAUGUGGUGGUGGUAGUGAUGAUUCUGAAUAUUGGGAUUCGUCAAAUCAUGGGAGUGAUCAUACUGAUAUGUAUUACACAAAAAUGAUUCAAGCCAAUCCUGGGAAUUCACUUCUUCUUGGAAAUUAUGCAAGAUUCUUGAAAGAGGUGCGUGGGAACAUGGAGAAAGCAGAAGAAUAUUGUGAGAGAGCGGUGUUGGCAAAUCCUAGUGAUGGAAAUGUACUCUCACUAUAUGCUGAUUUAAUUUGGAGAGCACAUAAAGAUGCCCCUCGUGCUCACAACUACUUUGAGAAAGCUGUUAAAGUUUCACCAAACGAUUGCUAUGUGUUGGCUUCCUAUGCGCACUUUCUUUGGGAUGCAGAGGAUGAAGAGGAAGGAAAAGAAAAGGAACAAGAAAAGAGAGAAGAGCAAAUGAGCAAUAAUAUUAACUUAUCAGAACCUAGUUUCAUCAUAUAACUCAUUGUCUGUAAGUUUAAUGUCUAUAUAUGUAGCAAAAAUAUAAUUAACCCUGCCAACAGUUUUGGUCUUUUUUAUAUCUACUUUCACCUUUUGGGUAGUUUUUCCUUUAACCUUUCAUUUCUGCUAUGGCUACUAAAGCAUUUUGAUGUAAUUUAGUUUUUGCUCUUUCUUGGCUUGGUUGUAACUAAGAAUGAAAUAAAUCAUGUUCAUGGAAAAA